Molecule: messenger RNA, 1329 nt
Organism: Mucor velutinosus
Lineage: Eukaryota; Fungi; Mucoromycota; Mucoromycetes; Mucorales; Mucoraceae
Exons: 6
Coding region: 1-1329 (442 amino acids)
Biological process (GO): transcription elongation by RNA polymerase II; post-transcriptional tethering of RNA polymerase II gene DNA at nuclear periphery; poly(A)+ mRNA export from nucleus
Cellular component (GO): transcription export complex 2
Molecular function (GO): double-stranded DNA binding; RNA binding
Source: RefSeq, a predicted model, not a curated record
AUGGCAAAUAUCAGGAAUUUUGCCAAUCAAAUACAACAAGCAUACACAACGCAAGAUGAAGCAUUGUUUAGUAGGCUGAUCACCAUCGACAUCUCGAGUCCAACAGUAAACACACUUGCACAAGAUCUUCAACACACAAGCGACGACCAAGUACAAGACAUGAUCAAUGGUAUACUGGAAGACACUUCUUAUGCACUAGCAGAGGCUACGAACAACUACAUGGAAGUCGUUCGUUACCUAACCAGCACAGAUAUUGAUUUUGUGUUUGAAACGUUUGCAAACUUUUACAGAUCAUUAAUACCAGUAUUCAAUGGAUCCGAUACGUUUUACAUGAUGCCCGUCAUUAAAUCGCUCUCAACAUCGCUUGUGCAAUUAGCAUUUCGUGUGGACAAAAUGGGAUUACGAGGAAAAGCUCGCAAAGCCAACUUGGCAGCUAGACUAGUGUCCAAAGUAUUCAACAUCAUGUUGGCGGAUAGAUCACCCAUGGAGACUUCCAAACGACAAGGCAUAUUUCACAUCACCAACUUGGCAUUCAAAGUGUACUUUAAAUUGGAUUCUGUCAGAAUGUGCCAAACAUUCAUCUCCAAUAUCAGUUCGGGCGGCUUGGAACUAGAUAUGUUUCCCAUCAGUCAACAAGUGACCUACAAAUACUACAUUGGGCGAUAUGCGCUUUAUCAUGGACGUUUGCAGCAUGCUCAAAGUUGCCUCAUGUUUGCAUUUGAGAAAUGCCAUGCUCAUCAAUGGCACAACAAACGAUUGAUUCUGCACUACCUGAUCCCUACACGUAUCAUUUUGGGUCAUUUCCCAUCGAUGGAACUACUUGAAAAGUAUCAAUUAGCACCACCCUACGUCAAUCUGAUCAACACCAUCCGUUCGGGCAACAUCCAUGGUUUUCUCGACCAUUUGGAAACCUACUUUGACUAUUUCUAUCAACGAUUGACUUAUUUGCUUCUGAAAGAAAGAGGCAUUGUGCUGGUGUGGCGCUGCUUGUUGAAGAAUGCCUAUGCUAUGCAACAGAAGAUUGGUAUUGUCACCGGGCCUAAAUUGGGAUUCGACACAAUGCUACGUGCCUUUGUCUUGUCCAGUCAAGGUGAUGAGGCCUAUGAGUGCGAUGAUUUGGAGUGCAUUGUUGUAUCGUUAGUGAACCAGGGUUAUAUUCGUGGUUAUAUACAUCAUCAACACCGAUACCUCGUGUUUAGUAAGACAACACCCUUCCCACCUAUCUGCAAUGUCAUUGCUCAUGUGGAGAGAUACGAUGAAGCCACCAUAGAAGAGCAUUUGAAACAACCGCAGCCCUUGUAUCCUCAAAUAAAGCAAUUAAUGGAAUAA